Podarcis raffonei (Aeolian wall lizard) is the source of this 2094-nucleotide messenger RNA. It is a transcript of the gene C12H9orf152, whose product is annotated as chromosome 12 C9orf152 homolog. The transcript has 5 exons. The coding region runs from base 424 to 1125 and encodes 233 amino acids. Lineage: Eukaryota; Metazoa; Chordata; Lepidosauria; Squamata; Lacertidae. The record is from RefSeq and is a predicted model, not a curated record.
AGACCCCCGUUUGCGAAAGGCUGACCUAGAGGCGGAGAAGGAACCAUCGCCUCUGCCCAUCCCAUCAGAGAGGCUCCCGGGGGCUUCCUCUGUACCCGAGUCCUGCGAUGACGACAGGGGAUUUCCUCAGAGCAUGUGCAGAGCGCCUGCUUCCUUUCCCCCUCCCCCCUUCUUGACUCGAACCAGGCCUCCCAGACAAAAGUUGACCACCUUUGCUGAACUCAGAGCCAACCCUACUAUUAGGCAGAGUGGAGGAUAUUAUCCAAUCACUGGUGAUGAAGUAAGAUUCAGCUGGCAUACUGCUUGGUUUCUCCACUCUGCACAUUGAGAAGGACUAUUUGGCAGAAUCUUCCCUGGACUGUUCCAUGUUUUGCACAGUUCUCACAGUGAUCUACACUGAAGUUAAGUAGCGCUUAUAAAUAUAUGGGUGGUAUUUUCUUAGUGACUCAUCUAUCAAAGCAACGAGCCUCAGACUGUUCCGGGCAGCCAACCAAGAUGGACGUAAGCAUGCUUGAAGAGCAAUACGACUGUCUAAAACAGAAGCAAAAACUACAGACACACAUUAUUGUGUUUAAAACAGGUGAGAAUGAGACAGUCCCAGGGGAAUCGAUGGUCAGCGCUGUUUUAAUUAACAAGAAAAUGAGGAAAGCAAAAGCAUUUAAAGAGCGUGCUCCUGUCAAAGAGGUUAGCCUUGAAUUGCCCUGCAGUGAAAAUAUACAAGACAGUUCACCUUGGCGGAUACAUCUAGAGAUCCACCGCCUUGCACAUGGAGAACACCAGGAAGUUCCUUUGGGUGCUGUCCAAAAAAGCAAUGAACAGGUUAGCGCUGACAGUGAAAUACUGUCUCAGAAGGAGAGAGUGAUGACAUGCGAAGAAUUAUUAAAAGGAAGUGAACAAUCUGCUGGAAUACUCAGCGAACAGGAAAAUUCGAGCCCUGCUGAAACGACAGACAGUUCUUAUUCACAUUUGACCUCAGUUACUUCACCAGCUUGGACACACGCUCACAUUUCAGUCUCAAAAUUGGCACCGACAUCAAGUAAGCUACCCUAUUACCCUUUCCCUCAGAAGAAAACUCACAAGAUCUCUGAAGCUGCAAGAAGACUUGGAUUGUAUGUUUCACAGUGAGAGCAUCUCAUUAAGGAAGGAAACCAAGUCUUGCUACGCACAGUCCCCUACACAGAAGCAGCUGCAUGUUCCUUCUGGUCACAUGUGCAACUGUGAUCGGAUUCCAACACCUGUGGUUACAGGAAUUGCUGUGGCUGUAGCCAUGUAUAUCCCAGCUUACACAAGUGUUACCCUGAGUGGGAAAGGAAAAACUGCUCAAAUAUAGGGGUGGGACAGCUCAUGCUAUUUUAAACGUUUGGCUAAAAUAUUCUUUUGCCACCAUCUCCUGUGCCAAGGGGCUAGUUCACAUUUGGGUAUUCUUUAGUUGUUUAUCCACUCCCCGCACCUUUUGAAUUAGAUCAGAGUUGUCCACACAUGCACAUAUUUGAAUUUGUAUCCAAAGAGCAACUUUGGUCUUCUCAGGGGGUUUUGAAUUAAUCCUAACUUCUCUGUUCUAAAUAAAAGGGACUUUCACUCAACUCACUUCUGUGGAAUGAGAGAAAUGAAGGCUGUAACCCAGGAAACAACAGGACACAAUAUCUACCAACCUCAGAUCUUAGACGGGAGACGUUGAAAUUCUCCUGCCUCUAUCAGCCUCCACAAUGUAUAAUGCUAACCCAUGAUUUGUUUUAAAAAACCAAGACUUUUCCCACAGACGGUCAAACAAACACGGCUUGUUUCUCCAAAGCUUGGUUCAUUUUCCAGCUGCUCUUGCCUCGUGCCCUUCCAUGGGUUCAAAUAUGACACUAUAGUUAAAGCAAGCCAAGGUUUGCCAGCCAACAACAAAGCACAACAGGAGACUGUGGUUUGCUGGCAAGAAACAAAAGUUAAACCAAUGGACAGAGUUCAGGCAAUCAAACAAUGGUCUCUGCUUAUUGGAUUCAGCUGGCCCUGCAAUGGGGGAGUUAACUGUGAACACUUUCUAAUAUUUUACCAAAUACCUUUGAUGUGCUUGUUAAGGAAUGAUUGCUUAAAACCUAUUUUGGACUA